Messenger RNA from Scaptodrosophila lebanonensis, 2274 nucleotides. It is a transcript of the gene Fip1, whose product is annotated as pre-mRNA 3'-end-processing factor FIP1. Gene Ontology annotation, molecular function: RNA binding. NCBI's taxonomy places the organism in Eukaryota, Metazoa, Arthropoda, Insecta, Diptera, Drosophilidae. Gene Ontology annotation, cellular component: mRNA cleavage and polyadenylation specificity factor complex. The coding region runs from base 54 to 2159 and encodes 701 amino acids. The record is from RefSeq and is a predicted model, not a curated record. The transcript has 3 exons.
UGCAGAAGUUGACAAGUUUUCGUAUUUAAAUUAAAGAUAUAAUUUAGCACAAAAUGGCGGAUGACACCAACGAAGAUAGCUGGCUAUAUGGCAGCUCGAAUCCCGACUCUACAACCAAUGAGCCACCCACGGAGGCGCAGCAGACAGCAACAGCCAUCGAGCACGAGGCUUUGGCUUUGGCCGCCGUGACCGGCGAACAACCAGAUGCGUUGGGUACUUUUCCAAAAGAUGAGGUGCCGGACUAUGUGGAGUUUGAUGAUCCCGCACAGGAAAUGGAGGAGGACGACGCGGUGGCACUGGGUGGCACGUUACCGGAUACAACGGAUGGCAACUCGCGUGCGUCUCGUGUCGAUGGUGAUGAGGGCAGCUGUGGUGCAAGGACAGCUGAGGGCGAGGAGGAGGAGGAGCAGCAGGAGGAUGAGGAAAUGACGGACGCGGGCGGGGAUGAAGGCAUGGCGGGAACGCGCAAAGAGCGUACGGCAUCAGGUUCCGAUGAGGACGACGAUGAUGAUUCCGAUGAUGACAUAAAUGUGGUAAUUGGUGACAUUAAAUCUGCCCCAAGCACGUACAACAUUAAGCAGCGCCCUAACUUGCUGGUGGGCGCAUCAGCGGCGGACAAGGCUAAGCCCGCGGGCCAGGGUGGCAAGUUCAGUAUCGAGGAUUUUGAGGGCGCCGGCACCAUAAACGGGGUGGCUGUGCACGAGUUCAGCAUAGAUUCGCUAGAGGAGAAGCCGUGGCGCAAGCCUGGCGCGGAUAUAACGGAUUACUUCAAUUACGGUUUCAACGAGGAGACGUGGCGCGCCUAUUGCGAGCGUCAGAAACGAUUCCGUGUGGUGGAGAGCGGCGUUGGGCUCGCCAGUCUAACACAAAAUGUCAAUCAGAGUGCACAAAUGGGACCGCCGGACGGUAAUGGACCGCCCGGCAUGGGUCCCAACAUGCAUCACAAUCAGAUCACCAGCAUAGGCGAGGGUUCCAUGCAAAUGCCGCCGCCUGGCAUGCCACCACCAGGCAUGAUGCAACAGCCCCCUCGCAUGGGCAUGGGAAUGAUGCAACGACCGCCACGGCCCAUCAUGACAACAACGGGGGCCAAGGAGAAUGCCAUACAAGUGAUGACGGCCGAGUGUCGCGAAUAUUCGCGCGCGCAAUUGACUCCAAACUUCCCACCGCCCGGCGCCGCCGAUGAGGUCUUCUCCUACGAGCCGGAACCCUUCGACUAUGGCUAUGAGCCCACGCAGGAGUCCCAGUGGGGUAAUGACAAUCCCGGCUGGGUGCCCACAGGCAUCAAAGAGCUCACCCCAGGACCCAGUCACAUGCAGCAGCCACCGCCACAAUUGUCCGGCCCACCGGGCAUGCCGCCGCAAAUAAUCGGUCCGCCGCCACAAAUUGGACCACCACCUCAGCUACGCGGACACGCGCCACCGGGCAUGAUGCCACCGAACAUGCGCAUGCCACCCAACAUGAAUAUGGGUCCUCCGCCGGGCAUGCCUGGCAUCAUGAUGGGACCCAAUGGACCGCCGCCACAGAUGCGAAUGGGCAUGGGGCCACCCCAACGCAUGCCUAUGGGCGGCAAUGGCAGCAAUAUGCCUCCCACUUCCCAAUCCAGUAGCGAACGUGGCAACUACGAUGACGAACGUGAGCGGCGGCGGCGUGAAAAGGACAAACAAAUGAAAAAAGAGCAGUUGCGCAAGGAUUUCAUUGAUAUGUUGCGGGAGCGGCACGAUAUUGAGCGGCACACACGCUGGUACGAUAUAAAGAAAAAAUUCGAGGCGGAUCCACGCUAUCGCGCCUUGGACUCGGCAUAUCGCGAGGAAUACUUUGAGGACUACUUGCACAUGCUCAAGGAGGAGAAGCGCAAGGAUCGCGACCAAAAGGAGCAGCGCGAUCGUGAUAGGCAGCGUGACAAAGAACGCGAUAAGGAGCGUGAAAAGGACCGCAGCGAACGGGACAAAGAUAAGGACAAGGAGAAGGAUAAGGAGCGUAGCAGCUCGCGGCGAGAGGGUCGGUCCAGAUCGCGCGACAAGUCCAGUCGCCGCAAAUCGAAAUCUCGCGAAAAGGAGCGCAGCGAACGGAGCAGCAAACAAGGGAGCAGCUCCGCAUCCUCGUCCAGUCGCAGUGACAAAAAGAAAUCGCAUCGCAAGGACAAGGAGGAGGAGGAAUAGCAUUUUCACAGAUACUAUAUGGAAGAUGAUCGGGCAGGCGAUGAAUGACUUCAAUCUAGAAGUCACUGCAAAAAUACUUCCAAUAAACGAAAAGUUAAAUCCAUGCCACCCAUAA